Molecule: messenger RNA, 2064 nt
Organism: Gilbertella persicaria
Lineage: Eukaryota; Fungi; Mucoromycota; Mucoromycetes; Mucorales; Choanephoraceae
Exons: 2
Coding region: 1-2064 (687 amino acids)
Biological process (GO): mRNA 3'-end processing
Cellular component (GO): nucleus
Molecular function (GO): protein binding; mRNA binding
Source: RefSeq, a predicted model, not a curated record
AUGCGUCGUGCUUACCAGAAAGCAGUGACUAUUCCUUUAAAUAAUGUUGAACAUCUCUGGAAAGAAUAUGAUCAAUGGGAGAACAACUUGAAUCGUUUGACAGCAAAGAAAUUUUUGGGUGAGAAAUCAUCUGCUUACAUGACAGCACGUACUGCUUUACGUGAAAUGCGCUUAUUGACUGACCAGAUCAACGUAACUACUGUUCCUUUGCCUCCUCAAUGGACACCUGCCGAAUUCAAUCAGCUGGAUAUGUGGAAAAAGUAUAUUGAGUGGGAAAAGAGUGAUCCUUUACAACUUGAAGAUGAAAAUGCGGUUAUGGAGCGUGUUGCCUAUGCCUACCAACAAGCAUUUCUUGUACUUCGUCUGUAUCCCGAACUUUGGUAUAGUUUUGCUAGUUACUACCAAGAACUCAACAAGCCUGAAAAGGCAUUGUCGAUCCUUAAGCAAGGCAUUGAAAUCUUGCCUACCAGUCUUUUGCUUAACUUUUCUUAUGCAGAAUUAUGCGAAUCACGCCGUCAAUUAGAAGAUGCACGUGAAGCCUAUGAUCAACUCGUAACACACUUAGAUAAAGAGAUAGAGACACUCAAACAAGCAUCAGAACAAGAAAUCGCACGCUUAAAUCAAGAAGCAGAAGAUGAAAGGGCAGCCAUGAACCUGUCAGACGAUAUUGAUGGUGAACUCAGAGAACAAUUGCGAUCAAAAGAAAGACAUGCCAAGCGAGAACAAGAAGCGGUUGAAAAGAAACUGAACGAACAAGUAGAAGUGAUUGCCCGUGCUGGUUCAUUAGUUUGGAUCAAUUAUAUGCGAUUUGCACGUCGCACAGACGGUAUCAAGAGUGCGCGUGCCUUGUUUUCCAAAGCCAGAAAGGCUACCAACUGUACUUACCAUGUCUAUGUGGCUGAUGCCUUGAUGGAAUACCAUAACUCAAAAGAUGCCACUAUUGCUGGUAAAGUCUUUAGUCUGGGCCAAAAGUCCUUUGCUGAUCAUCCUGACUUUGUCUGUCAAUACUUGGAUUUUCUAAUUCAAAUGAAUGAUGAUAACAACACACGUGCUUUGUUUGAAAGAACAUUGGCUACCAUGCCAGCAGAAAAAGCAGGACCUAUUUGGCUUAAGUUUCUGGACUAUGAAAACAAGUAUGGUGAUUUAGCCUCAGUGCAGAGUGUAGAAAAGAGACGCAUUGAAGCUAUGGCCAACCCAAAUGUAUCUAUUAUGGAGUCCUUUUUAAAAAGACAGAGUUAUUUGGACAUCUGUACGAUUGAAGAACAAGAACUUGGGUAUGCUGCUCGUCGUCGCCUUCAGCAAGAACAAACAGAAACAAAAGAGACGGUCCAAGAACAACCCACACCAGCACCGCCUGCUGCACCACCUGUGCAGACCUCAAAAGAACACCAAAAACGUCCUCUUUUAGAACCUGUUCAUCCUGAGAAAUAUCCUCGUCCUGAUCUUAGUCAAUGGCAACCCUUUAAGCCUGCUGCUCGUCCAGCCAAUGCUUCUCCUUUGAUCACGACGAUUGUGCCUGGUCCACCUGUAGAUACACCCCCUCAACCACCAUCUCCACCUGCUCCAACUGUACCUAUACAGCCACAAUGGACAACAUCUUUACCUGAUGCUGUUGCUUAUUUUGUGAGUAAUUUACCACCUGCCCAGACAUUCAAUGGACCUAUUAUUCCACCAGGUGAAAUUGUAGAAUUGUUACGUACCAUCAUCAUACCCUUACCGCCACAAAGACCUUCUGUUAAACCACCACCAAGAGAGAUGCCCCGCAAUUUUGGUCGUCCUGCUCCACCACCAUCCAAUCCUGCUCGUCCUCAAGGGUUCAAGGGAGGAAGACCACCUAACCAAAUGCCCAUGAGAGCAACCGGUGCUGGCAAACCAAAUGCAAAGCGUAGAGGAGGAAGAGAUGAUUAUGAUGAUGAUUAUCAGCCUCAUAAAGGUAACCUUUAUUCGUCCUAUUUGUUGAUACCCAUUCUUUUGUAUAUAGGCAUAGGUCCCAAUAGGCCACCAGACUUUGAUUUAUUCAGACAAAGACAAGCUAAAAGACAUCGUGAUGAUCCUCCUUUUUAA